CCACAUCUUCUGGAUUUUUUUUAGCUUGAAACAAACAAACAAAAAAUGAGCACCAUACCCAACAUGAUUCAAAAGUGUCUGUGGCUUGAGUUCCUUAUGGGUACGUUCAUUGCUGGCACCCUAUCCCUGGACUGUAACUUACUGAAUGUUCACCUGAGAAGAGUCACCUGGCAAAAUCUGAGACUUCUGAGUAGUAUGAGCAAUUCAUUUCCUGUAGAAUGUCUACGAGAAAACAUAGCUUUUGAGUUGCCCCAAGAAUUUCUACAAUACACCCAGCAUAUGAAGAGGGACAUCAAGAAGGCCUUCUAUGAAAUGUCCCUACAGACCUUCAACAUCUUCAGCCAACACACCUUCAAAUCUGGGAAAGAGAGACAUGUCAAACAAAUCCAAAUAGGACUUGAUCAGCAAGCAGAGUACCUGAACCAAUGCUUGGAGGAAGACAAGAAUGAAAAUGAAGACAUGAAAGAAAUGAAAGAAAAUGAGAUGAAACCCUCAGAAGCCAGGGUCCCCCAGCUGAGUAACCUCGAACUGAGGAGAUAUUUCAACAGGAUAGACAAUUUCCUGAAAGAAAAGAAAUACAGUGACUGUGCCUGGGAGAUUGUCCGAGUGGAAAUCAGAAGAUGUUUGUACUACUUUUACAAAUUCACAGCUCUAUUCAGGAGGAAAUAAGAAUCAUCUACUUUCAAGCAAGAAUUAACAGAGAUUGUGGCUAUGCAAAUGCACAAAAAAAGGGUGAAAUGUACCUGCAAUGUACCUGGUUCUGCCCUUGGAAGUCAUUUCCUGCUCAUGCCAUUAAGAACAUGCUGCCAAACUGUUCAGAUUCAAGAUUAUUCCAAGUGCAGGGCUCAAAUGUUAUAGCCAAAGAAAAUCUUAUGAUAAAAGUGAGGUAAAUUUCAGCCAAGAAGUUAGAAGAAAUGUUUAAAACAACAAUAACAAAUUGUGGAUCAUGGUAUAUGCAGGCUAUCAGUAGAAGGAUCAGACAAUAAAAUGAGUUAGUGCAAACCAUUUAGUAAAAAUAACUAUCAGCAGAGUUGUUCCAAAUUAAAAAUAGUACUACAAGCUUGUUAAGGAGUUAGGACAUGCAAGCUACUAAGCAUAAAAUAUACACUUGCUAUUUUUCAUGAAUUUCUCUAAUAAAGCCUUUGCCUGUUCUCUCUAAUA
Molecule: messenger RNA, 1161 nt
Organism: Mandrillus leucophaeus (drill)
Lineage: Eukaryota; Metazoa; Chordata; Mammalia; Primates; Cercopithecidae
Gene: IFNK
Product: interferon, kappa
Exons: 2
Coding region: 46-669 (207 amino acids)
Biological process (GO): humoral immune response; T cell activation involved in immune response; cytokine-mediated signaling pathway
Cellular component (GO): extracellular region
Molecular function (GO): type I interferon receptor binding; cytokine activity
Source: RefSeq, a predicted model, not a curated record